This is a messenger RNA of Cuscuta campestris, 4583 nucleotides long. Lineage: Eukaryota; Viridiplantae; Streptophyta; Magnoliopsida; Solanales; Convolvulaceae. The record is from the annotation of a GenBank genome assembly.
AAAGACCCCUUUUUAUAGUGCCAAAAUAGGCUCCAAUGGACCAAUACAUUAAAGGGGUGAUUGGCUUGACUUAUGGGAUUGAAUAAAUUUGGGAUCUGCAGGAUAUUGGCUUCCCAGCGAUGUAUGGACCUUACCCAUCGCUAGUAGGCCAAUUUUCCUUCAGUUUUGAAGCCAACGGUCACCUACCCAUCGAUGGGUACAUGCUUCCCAUCGCUGGGUGGGAGGUUGACUUCCAAACAUGGAAAGAAUCAACCUUAAGCCUUCCCAUCGCUGGGUUCCCAUCGAUGGGUAAAGCUUCCCAUCGCUGGAUUGAUCUUCUACACUCCAAGGCGAGCUUAUCCAUCCUGAAUUCCAGCGGCGUUGUUCAAGUUUUGGGAGACAACGAACUACCUAGGAUGGCGAAGGGCAAGAAGAAGGAGCGUAGACCUCCACCUCCCACUCCUCCAAACAAGAAAGACCUGCGUAACUUUCUUCGUCACAUGGAGGACGAGUCUGGGGAUGGAGGUGACAUUGUGGAUUGUGCUGAAAAUUUGGAUAACUAUCCAGCCAUUACUGAGGAGGAUUUUCUUCCUUGCACUAAACCUGGUAAGGUCACGAUUGAAGAUGAUGAUGGCUCUGAUUCCCAGACCCCCUCCCUUGAUGAGGAGAGGAUUGAGCAAGAUUUGCAGAAGGAUAAGAGUGGAAUUUACAAUACUGAAAGUCCCUUACCCAGUGAUGCUACUGCUGGGAAGGCAGACAAUGGGAAAAACACUGGAAAUGAUAUUGGGAAGACUCAUGAGAAAACUCCACCUGGAAACAAUGAUGGCAAUGUACCCGGUAAUAAAGUGGAUACACUAGCUGAGAAGAAAAGCUUUGCUUCACUUUUUGAAAAGAACAGGUCUGAGGAUAAAGGUAUGAAACUCCACCAGGUGGAAAUGACUGAGGAUGAGGAGGUGUUUAUCCAGCCUGAGGAUGUGACCCCAAUGGAGGAAUUAUGGGGACCUUGCUUGGUUGGUUGUUUCACUGGCAGAUUCCCUGGGCUGGCACCUAUUCAAACUUUGGUGGAGUCCUGGAAAGUACCUUGCCAAUUCCUCCCUCAUCAUAAGGGCUGGGUGGUCUUCAAAUUCCUGAAUAAUGAAGACAGAGACUCAAUCUUACAUAGGGAUGACCACAGAAUCAACAACAAGAAGCUAUUACUCAACAUUCCACAGGAUGGAUUCAUGUGGAAUGCAAAAUCUUUCUCAACCAUGCCAGUUUGGGUGAAACUCAUGGAUGUCCCUAUGCAGUUUUGGGGUCCUAACAGCUUGUCUAAGAUUGCUUCAAAACUUGGAAGACCACUCUUCAUAGAUGGUCUGACUAACAAGGUUGCCUCCAAACUUACUGUGGAGAAGGACCCAGAGGACAAUCUGGCCUACAAGAAACCCAAUUUCUGUAGAGUUCUCAUUCAUAUGGAUCUCUCCAAACCUCCCCCUUCCUGUGUGAAGGUCAAUUUUGUUGGAGGCAGCUAUUCACAAUUUGUGGAGUAUGAGGAUCUCCCCCUCUACUGCUAUCAUUGUGAGAAAUUUGGGCAUACUCCUUUUGACUGUGUUCAACUUUUUGAAAUGGAAAGGAAGAAGGAGCAGGAGGAACAGAGGGACAGGGAGAAGGCCAGAGUGGAAGUCCUGAAAACCAGAACUGAAACUAGGGACAAACAGGAUGGCAAGCUGGGGCAGGACAAAUAUCAUGGCAAACAAAAGGAGGGGUUGGAGCAUACUAAUGCUCAGAAAGCCCAUGCUAACCCUGAUGAACCCUCACCUUCAUUCACUAGGAAGGAUGACAAUGAUGGAUUCACACUGAAAACUUUUCACAUUACAUUUGUUUUUGCCUUAUACAAUGUAAGUGUGAGAAGGAACCUCUGGGACAGACUUACUGAUAUUGCUGGCAGAAUCAACACUCCCUGGGCUAUUAUGGGGGAUUUCAAUGCUGUUUUGGAUUCUAGUGAGAGGAUUCACUGUCAUACCUAUGCUUAUGAUAUGACUGCCCUCUUAGAGUUUAGACGCAAUAAUGAUCUUCUUGAUGCUAAGGCUACUGGUAUGCAAUUCACUUGGAAUAGAGGAAGCAAGUGGGCUAAGCUUGACAGGGUCUUGGUUAACUGUGAAUGGGACCUCCUUCAUUGGGACUGCUGGGCUGACUUUAAACCCAUGGAAUUCCAAUCUGAUCACUGCCCUGUGAUUUGGGAUACUAGAAUUACUAGCACUAGACAAUUCAGAUUAUGCAUGAAACUCAAAUUGUUGAAACACCCUUUGAAACAACUCAAUAAGGAGUUUGGUCACAUCUCUACCAGAGCUGAGAAUGCAAGAAGCUCCUACUCAGAAAUGAUGACCAGGCUUAUGACUGAUCCACAUAACUCAGCCCUCAUUGAACAAGCUGCCAGCCUUAGGAAAAAGGCAACCUUUUACAGUGAUGCUGAGAGAUCCUUUUUCUUACAGAAGGUGAAAUGCACUUUUAUCAAUGAGGGUGACAAAUGCACCAAGUUCUUCCAUGCUAUGAUGAAGAAACAGAAGGUGCUGAGUUCCAUCCGCUUUAUUAUCACAAGCCAAGGUUCUACCACAACAUCUUCUGAAACUAUUGUUGAGGAAUUUAUUGACCACUAUAGCAACAUUUUUGGUAACACAGUGCCCACAACCCCCACUGACUGGAAUGUUUUUAGGGAGGGCCCCCUUGUACCACAUCAUGAAAUCCAAAAUUUGAUCAAGCUUGUUGACAGAUCUGAGGUUAAAGAAGCACUGUUCAGCAUUGGGAAUGAGAAAUCACCUGGACCUGAUGGCUACACUGCUGCUUUCUUUAAACAGAAAUGGGAUAUUGUUGGAAAUAGCCUUUGUGAGGCCGUGUCUGAGUUCUUUAAUAGUGGAAGACUUCUCAAGCAAAUUAAUCAUGCAACUGUGGUUCUAAUUCCCAAGGUUAAGGAGAACCCCACUGCCAAAAAUUAUAGACCAAUUGCAUGUUCAAAUGUGCUCUAUAAAGUUAUCACAAAGAUCCUGUCUAAUAGGAUGGCUCCCAUCCUCCCUGAUCUUAUUAACCCUGCACAGGCAGCUUUUAUCAAGGGCAGAAGCAUGGUGGAUAAUAUUCUUUUGGCUCAACAUUUGGGUGACCCAAUGGCACCCACUUUGUUCUUAUUCUGUAUGGAGUACUUCUCAAGGUUGAUCAGGAGGAUGCUGGGGAACAAGGAUUCUGUUACUGUCCUGGCCAACACUAUCCAGAAUUUCUCUCAAGUAUCUGGCCUUUUCGUUAAUCCCCUCAAAUCCAACAUCUUUUUGGCUGGAGAAAUCAAGGACAGCAAGUCUGACCUCUUGUCCUUGGUUUCCUUCCCUGAGGGGAAACUUCCUGUCAGAUACUUAGGACUCCCUUUGACUUCUCAUAGAGCUUCAGAAAGAGACUUUGCCCCCUUUAUUGCCAAAGUUUCUGCUGGCAGACUGGAAUUGAUCAGAAGUGUGAUUCAAGGUAUUGAGGGUUUCUGGUUUCAGGCUUUCCCCAUUCACAAAUCUGUUUUGGAUAGAAUCACUACCCUCUGCAGAGCUUUCUUAUGGGGAAGUAAAUUCUGUAAAGUGGCCUGGGAUUACAUCUGUAAACCCAAAGAUGAAGGGGGUUUGGGACUCAGAAACUCAACUAUUUGGAACCAAGCACUACUGGCUAAGUGCUUCUGGAACAUUGCAGCAAAUAAGGAAACCUUAUGGAUACAAUGGGUGCAUUCUGUUUACCUCCAGGGCAGUGAUUUUUGGACCUGGAAUCCUAGCAAAAAGGAUUCACACUUCUUCAAGAAGAUUGCUGAGAUUAGGGACUCUCUUUUGCAAAAGUGUGGUGAUAGAUUCAUGACUGAAGACAAUUUGUGUGACAUGGGGGACAUUAAAGCCACCAAGGUCUAUGAUCUUUUGAGGUCCAAGGGAAACAUUAGACCUUGGAUGAAAGCAACUUGGAAGCCUUAUAUCCCUCCUAGAUACUCCUUCACUGUUUGGCUUACCCUACGAGGAAGACUUCCUACAAAAAUGAAUCUCCAUUUCCUACAGAUGGAUAAUAGGAAUUGUGAGUUCUGCCAUACUGAAGAGGAAACUUCCCAGCACCUUUUCUUCCUUUGUGAGAAUACUGCUCUCAUUUGGGGAGCCAUCAGAAACUGGCUUAAUAUUGCACCAGCCUUAUCCACACUUGAGAGAGCCAUUGAAUGGGUUGGAAGACAGAGACAUAGUCAUUGUGCUAAGAGGAAAAUGUGGAGGCUGGCAAUCAUGUGCACUGUCUAUACCAUCUGGAGAAGCAGAAAUGGAUGCUACUUUGACCAUGAAGAAUUCAACACUGAUACUAUCAUUUACAAAAUCAAAGUGGGUGUUUAUAAGGUGAUGCAGAGAUUAUACCCCCAGGAACCCCUAAUCCUUUGAUUGCUCUGCUUGUGACCAGCCUCUGGUGAUACUACUUUGUUUGGGUUCCCUUUGAACCAAGGUAAAGUCUUUUCUGAGGAUACCUUGGUUCUAAACUUUGUGAUUUUUCCCUCACCUCCAAUGAUAACUCUGUGUUUGAGGAGUGGUUGAUCAUUGCCUGACUGCUUGGGGUGGUGGAAAUGAAGUUAACCCUUUAAC